AUGAUGCCCUCGAAGUCCACCCCGGAGCUGAACCUGCCCCCGAGAGAGCCCAACCAGACCGCCUACGCGUACCUGCACGACCGAUCGGGCCGCCGAUCCGACCGAUCGGGCCCCCGAUUAGCGCCGACUGUCCCCGAACGGCCGACGAGAGAUGACGAUUCGCCGCCACCAGCGCCGCCCGUCCGAGAUUCCUCCAGCCUCAAGGCGGUCAAGUACGGUCCUGGACACGAGAAGUUUCCCUCGUGGCCUGUCGCUGCCGCAGCGGACACACCCCAGGCCUUACGAAACCAAAACAAUGGUGGUUCACAUAGAUCCAAAUCUUGGACAGACCAUACCAAUUAUCCUAAAGAGAAGGUAGUAUCUUAUACAAGACCUUACAUGAAGAGGCAACACUCUGCGCAUGCGCAACAGAAACUGAAAACUGUGAUGGAAAAGUGCGAAAAAAUCCCACCGGAAACCUUCGAAUCUCGUUACGACAAAGUUAACGAGAGAAUUUUCUUGCCAAAGGUGGACCACGAUGGUAAAACUCUAGGAGACAUGGACUACAUGGUGCCAUCUCCUCCUGAGAGGGAUAUUCCUGGUAAACCGCAACUCACCCAGUCUGACCUCGAGGAAUACGCUAGGUCUUACCAGGAACCCAAAUUUUGCGAAGAAGAUCUGAAACCGAACCACGGCCAUCUAACAGAAUCAGGUCUGGAGGAAUUCAUGGAGUACACGCGCAACUACGAAGACUCCCUCUUCAGCUCGAUCUCCUCGAAGCACGAAGGCAACAUGCUCACCCACCUCCACCAGAAGCAGACCUCCUACGCCCAGUCCGAGGGCUACCACAGCUACGUGUCGAGCACCGACUCCACAUCAACGCCCUUCCUGGACCGCCUGAGGAGGGACAGCGAGGCCGUGACCAGCCGACCAGCCUCCUCCGCCACCUGGGAGGACCUUGGCCCUGAGCAAGGCAGGGGCAGCUCGGGCAGCGCCUCCUCUAGCGAGACGCUCAAGUGGCACGGGUCCAUGAGCGACGUCUCCGUAACCUCACAUAGCAGUUCGCAUGUUGGAUCGCGGCAGCUGAUCGUGCACAGCGCGAGGGUGCAGACGCCUCAGAGGCACCAUUCGGAGAGUGUUUUGUACAUGAGCGGCGAGAAAGACCCGGGGACUUGGAGGGACAGAGAGAGCAGGAACAAUAAUGCGAACAAGCUGAAGCUGUUCGCGCUCAACACGUACACGGUGAAGGAGAGCGAGAAUCAAUCGAGCGGGAAUGGUUGUGCGUCCAGUAAUAACAGGUUAUCGCUGUCCCUCCAAUCCUCCCUCUCAGUAGCAGACAGAAUCAGUGAACUCGAACGGCAACAAAAAUACUCAUACCUCGACCCCGACAAAAAACACAAAAUCCCCGAUCCCACUCUCAAAGCCAUCCAAAAGAAAGCCCUCCUCUCCUUCUACGAAAGACACAACAACCCGACCAACAAGACCUCCUGGAGAUCAGAACCCCAACUAGCCCAAGCACCACUCACUGCCGUGCCCCAGCCUCCUCCUCCAGUCAAAGUACAAAUGCCUUCGAGAAGAGCUUCUUCCGCCUCAGACUACGCUUCCGGCACCAAUUCGAAGAGGAGCAGCCUAGCCUCCAGCCUGGAGUCGAAGACCACUGAGACCUCUAGCAAACCAAUCCCCAGGCACCAGCACAGCAAUUCUUGCGGCAGCUUGUCUGCAGACACGCUGGGGCCGAUGAUUGUCGGUCCCGCGAUCUCCGUGGAUGACUACGUCCCGGCUAGGCCUCCUAAGAACCCGCAUUUGCGUGCCGCGUUCCCGGAUUUGUUCCAGAGGGUGCCCAGUCCUGACCUGCCGCCACCUAGUCCGCCUACUGUGACUGAGGAUGAGGUGUUUAAUAGUGAUGAACCGCUGCCGCCGCCCCCGCCAGAGUGCGACAGCGGGUGGCGGGAGAGUUUGGGAGAGAGGUUGAAGGAGGGGGGUUCUGGGAACCAGGUGCCGGCGCCCCAGGUGCAGAAAGCUAAGGUGGAGGGAAAGUUGUUGCAGCAAACAGUUGGUCUCCCAGAGAACGAUUUCAGGCAUUCCAGCGUGCGCUCCUCCAUCCGAACCAAAUCAGUCGAGCAAAUAUUCCACCAAGUCAGCAGCAAACCCUACGUCUCCCCCAUGCAACCAGAGAAACCCGGCAGGCCCGACCAAGUCCUGGGAUUUCCCAGCCAGCGCGGCUACCAGGAGCGAUCCAGCACCAGGUACCCUAGCUCGCAGAAGCUGGUCCUGAACGGCAACGUCGCAGUGAGCCAGAAGGUCAGCGGGGUCUCGGAGGCGUAUCGGCCUGAGCCGCUCAAGAGGCAGCCCCCUGAUACCCACAGGGCCCAAAGGGCGUCUAUCGCCGAGAGCCCCGUCAAGGAAGUCCCACCACCGCUGCAGCCCAGGCAGAUGAGGGUCAACCAGUCGAUGAGGGCUAGGAUUUCGCAUGACCGAAAGGGUGGUAGCUCGAGGGGGUCGCCAGACAAAGAAGGGAUCAGGGAACAUCGAUCUUCAUCAAUGUGAGUACCUACUCAGAUUUCCUUUAUA
Phaedon cochleariae (mustard beetle) is the source of this 2550-nucleotide messenger RNA. The record is from the annotation of a GenBank genome assembly. NCBI's taxonomy places the organism in Eukaryota, Metazoa, Arthropoda, Insecta, Coleoptera, Chrysomelidae.